GACAAAUCAAUUCAUUUAACAAAGCCAAAUACUUGUACAUAUACAAUGAAGUUGGGAUUAAUGGUUUCGAACCUUACUUUAAUUAUUUUUCAUUUCUGCUUUCUGGUGCCAUUUAUUCGUUCAGAUGGAACAACAAAAUCAGACAACUUGAGCAACAGGGGUGGCGUUUAUGAAUCUGUUCAAAUCGACGAUCCAGCUGAAGAUGGUUCUUCUGGAAUCUACUUUCGGAUAAGCCAAAAAGGUGUUGAUUAUCUUGCAAACUUAGCAUCUAAAGGGUUGCCUAAAAUUAUGAAUCGUUUAGCUUUACCAACGAUAAGUGAAAGUGGUCUUGUAAUUAGUGAUGCUGUUAUUACUAAAAUGGAAGAGCCACAGAUUGGAGUUAAGUGUCGAUCUUUCUGUUGGUAUACCAGAAGUGAGCAUAACUGGAGGAACGGAACUUUCUUUCUUCUUCGCUAAAUAUA
Meloidogyne enterolobii is the source of this 461-nucleotide messenger RNA. The record is from the annotation of a GenBank genome assembly. NCBI's taxonomy places the organism in Eukaryota, Metazoa, Nematoda, Chromadorea, Rhabditida, Meloidogynidae.